Messenger RNA from Solanum dulcamara, 786 nucleotides. RefSeq lists its product as uncharacterized. The record is from RefSeq and is a predicted model, not a curated record. NCBI's taxonomy places the organism in Eukaryota, Viridiplantae, Streptophyta, Magnoliopsida, Solanales, Solanaceae. The transcript has 2 exons. The coding region runs from base 1 to 753 and encodes 250 amino acids.
AUGGCGUACUUAUUGCACCUGGCACUAAGAACAGAACUUGAGUUCUUAGAGCGUACCUGCCCCCAUGGUUGGAUGCGGGUAUGGUUGAAGGCGCUCUUAUCUCACAUUCGGAUAGUUUCUGAUAUGUCCAACUCCCUCCUAUCCAUGCUCGAACUGCCUUUAGUGCAAAGUUCUCCUUUUAGGGUCAAUGUCGAUCCUGAGAUCCAACGCUUUGGCCUAAUGUGGAAGCUUUACACUAGGGCACGUAAGGCACGACAGCUUCCUCUCGCGCUCGCGACGAGUCGAGAAGAAGAAGGAGAAUCCUCUGUGAAUCAGUCCUCCGUAGGUCAAGCUGCUAUUCCGGUUCCGGAAGAAGGAGCAAGAUCUCCAUACGUGGUCCCCUAUUCAUAUCAUCUGGAUGAAGUGAUAGGAGGUGAUUCCGUUCAGUCUAUCCAGCGGCGCCUCUUAUCUGCGAAUGAAUUUCCUUCCUAUUUUGAGCUGACGCAGGCGCGAAUGGAGGCCGAAGACCUAUUCGAGGUCAAGGUCGAUAUUGUCAGGAGAAUGGCGGUCCUUGAUCUAGAAGGAGAUUGGCUGAGACGGGGAGCCUGGGCCCUCGAGAAUCCACGUACUGCCACAGAGGAGCCUUCCUUAGAGAGACUUCAUACCCUUCUUUCGAAUCUCGAAUCGAGGGGAGUCAAUUCCGAUUCCUUUAAGGAAUUGAAAGAGAAGGUUUUCCUUCGGCAGGUGGAUGACGACGAACACUCUGCUGCAUAGCGGGGUGGAUAGCUAGGACUACUAAAAGGGAGA